Leishmania braziliensis MHOM/BR/75/M2904 is the source of this 7098-nucleotide messenger RNA. RefSeq names its product putative ATP-dependent RNA helicase. Gene Ontology annotation, cellular component: nucleus. The transcript has a single exon. The coding region runs from base 1 to 7098 and encodes 2365 amino acids. Lineage: Eukaryota; Euglenozoa; Kinetoplastea; Trypanosomatida; Trypanosomatidae. Gene Ontology annotation, molecular function: nucleic acid binding; ATP binding. The record is from RefSeq and is a predicted model, not a curated record.
AUGUCUUAUGUGAGUCUCCUCGAGCGAUCUUUGGCGACGCAUUACGUGCCGCACUCGGACCUGACCAAGUCGUACUAUGAGCGUCUUCUGCUCGACGUGCGCCGCCACCUUCCACCAGGUGUGGAAGAUGACGUGGAGGAGAUCGCCGAGCAGGUGCUGAGCAUUGUGUGCUCGGCCGCAUCUGGCACAUCCUCAUCGGCGGCGACGCUGAGCGAUCAGCAACAAAGCCUUGAGCGGCUGCUGGACACCCGUCUAAGCCGUGAGGUUCGCGACCACUUCUUGCAGUAUGGGAAACUGAUCACCGACUACGUGGCCGACGACAAGGUGGCGGCAAACGGCACGUGUGGUUUGCUGACCUCGUCUUCCGGUGCCUUGGGGGUGCAGGACUUGAACUUCGCGGGCCCCAGUAGCAGUGACACCGACAGCGACGGUAGCAGCGAUACCCUGCGUAGUGACGCAGAAGAGCGACGCAAAGUGGAGCUGCUGACGGGCGGCGCGUCCUCCUCGGCGGCGGAGAGAAAGGAGCGGCGUAAGAAGCGCAAGGCGCUCAUGAAGGAUGAUCAGAAUCUAAUGCAAUACGCCUUCGCCGAAGGCGGCGGAAUAGCUGACACAGUCGAGGAGGCAGAGGCGUGGGGGGCGUCCGCGACGCUGGCUGCCGGCAGGGGUGCCUCAGGGGAGUUGAACGAUGACGAGUAUGACGAGGACGACGCGCUGGCGGCGAGGGCAGUGGAGAUGCCACGGAUUCCGUUUGAAGAAGUCGCGUGCAAUGCGCAGUUUCUUAAAGACGCCGUGCGUCGUCUUUUUCCGGCUCACGAUGCUGAUACCUGUAACAGGCUAGCACAGCGGGUGCUGAACUUUCUGAGCGAGAAGGAGGAGGAUGACUUCACGCUGGAGACACAGCUCACCACGUGUCUGGGCGGCUAUGAGGACGAGGCGGUGAUGGACUGGAUUGGUGAUGCGGUGCAAUCGCGCUGGAGCGUCGUGUACGGCCUGCGCUACGCCCAAUGCACGACACAGAAGGAGCGCCACGUAGUCAUGGAUGGAAUGCGUCAACACGCCCUAGAUGACCCGAGGGUCGAGCACCUAUACCAGAGUAUUACCGGCAAGGAAGUGGAUCCGUUGAACAUGGAGCAACUGAAGCAGCACCGCGAGUUUGCGGCCGCGGGUGGCAACGAGGAGGCGGUAUCUACGCUCGCGUCGGCAGCACCACGGCAGCACGUGCUGCGACGGGUGAACCUUCAGGCCUGCGCCUUUCAGGAUGAGCGAGCACCGCACCUGCACGUGCGCGCUACGGUCCCGCAAGGUACGCAGCGGCUGACCUACGAGACCCACGAUGAGAUCCUCCUUCCGCCGUCCUCGUCGUGCAGCGCGUCGGACCCGCUCAUUCCUGUCGCCACAUCUUUCCCAGGGUGGGCGGUGCCGGCAUUCCCAGGUGUGGUGGAGCUCAAUGCCAUGCAGUCUAAAGUGUACGACUGCGCCUUCCACUCGGACGAGAACAUGCUGGUGAGUGCGCCAACCGGGGCCGGUAAAACGAAUGUGGCGAUGAUGGCGAUGCUGCGCGCCAUCGCGGCAGCUCGAAACACUGCGACAGGUGUGAUUGAUGGCCACAGUUUGAAGAUGGUGUAUGUGGCACCCAUGAAGGCUCUCGUGCAGGAGGUGGUGCGGACCUUCUCGACGCGACUGGAGCCGCUCGGUCUUACUGUGGCUGAGCUGUCCGGUGACAUGGCCAUGACGCAGCAGCAGAUGGCCGCCACGCAGCUGAUUGUGGCGACGCCGGAGAAAUGGGACGUCGUCACGCGAAAGUCCGUCGAGCUCGGAGUGGCGUCGCUGCUGAAGCUGCUCAUCAUCGAUGAGGUGCACCUCCUCCACAACGAACGUGGCCCUGUGGUGGAGGCGAUUGUGGCGCGCACAAUGCUGCAGCAGCAGCUCCGCGGCGAGGGUGGCAUUCGACUGAUCGGGCUCAGCGCCACUCUUCCAAACUACACGGACGUCGCGGCUUUCCUGCAAGUGAACCGCCAGCGCGGCCUUUUUGUGUUUGACAACAGCUACCGCCCCAUUCCGUUGGUGCAGGCCUACUGCGCCAUCAAGAAGGUGAAGGGUAUGGCGCAGAGUGCCGUCAUGAACCUCGUGGCCUACGACAAGGUACUGCAUGCGGUGCAGGCCGAGGAGCAGGUAAUGAUAUUCGUGCACUCCAGGGGGGAGACUGAGCACACGGCGAGGUGCUUGCAGAAGCGUGUUGCUGAGGAGCGCCGCGGGUACUACUUUGUGCGCCCUGACGGCGACAGCCACAAGGCGUUGUUGGAGGCCAGCAGCGGGGCUGGAGGUGCGGUGCUGCGCCGCAGCCUGCAAAAGUUUUUGCCGGAUGGCUUCGGCAUCCACCACGCCGGCCUCAGCCGAGACGAGCGCAACACGGUGGAGCGGCUCUUUGCGGACCGCCACAUCAAGGUUCUUGUGUGCACGUCGACGCUCGCCUGGGGUGUCAACCUGCCUGCGAACCACGUCAUCAUUAAGGGCACUCGCGUUUUCAACGGCGCCAGGGGGCGGUCGGAGCUGCUGAGCGCGUUGGACGUGCUGCAGAUGUUCGGGCGAGCCGGUCGCGUAGGCUAUGGCGCGACCGUGGGCAGGGCCACUAUCAUCACUUCCCCGGAUGACCUUCACUACUACCUCAGCGUGCUGAACCAGCAACUGCCUAUAGAGUCGCACAUGAUGCGACGACUCGUUGACAUGCUCAACGCUGAGAUCACCCUGGGCCACGUGGAGACGGUCGAUGAAGGCGUGCAGUGGCUUCAGCGGUCCUAUCUGUACGUGCGGAUGCAGCAAGUGCCGGAGGUGUACGGCAUCCGCGCCAGCUCCAGUGAUCCGCUGCUUCUCCACCACCUCGCCAACAUUGUCCACACCGCGUUUGAGGAGUUGAAGGAGUCGAAGAUGGCUGACUACGACGCCCGCGCCAGGACGGUGGUCGGCACCGCGUAUGGCCGCAUUGCCUCCUACUGUUACAUCACGACGGCAUCCAUGACCGCCUACCUGGGACUGUUGAGCAACGCCAUGCAGGACGUCGAGCUGUUCCGCGUCUUCGCCUCCUCUAGCGAAUUCGCCAGCAUCGGUGUGCGGGCGGAGGAGCAGGCGCAGCUCAAGGAGCUUAUGGAGAGCGCUCCAGUGGCUGUGCGUGAGUCCCGCUACACACCGCUGGCGAAGAUCAACAUCCUUCUUCAGUGCUACAUCAGUCAGAAGGGUCUGGAGGGACUGCCGUUGAUGAGUGAGAUGGCGUACGUGAAGGACUCCGCGCAGCGCAUCCUGCGGGCACUGUAUGAAAUUUGCCUCGUUCGCGAGUAUGGCCGCACGGCGCGGCAGUUUCUUGAGCUGUACUUGAUGACGGUGCACCGACAGUGGGCUGUGCAGUCGCCGCUGCGGCAGGUGCGCGAUUACUUGCCAGUGAAAAACUUCGACGCAAUCCUGCCGGCGCUGGAGCGCGUGCGCGUGCCGUGGGAGGAGGUGCGGCGCUGGAGCGUCGAGGACCUGGCCGAGAAACUCAGCGACGACCGGCGCGCGCAGUCUGCAUAUGAGGCGAUCCAUGUGGUGCCGCACUACGCCGUCGACGCCGCUGUGCGACCGCUGACGCGGGGGAUGCUUUACGUGGACGUUGACAUCUUGCCUGACUUCGACUACGUUGAGUCACUGCACGGCUGUUCGGUGUGCGAGGUGGAGCUCAUGAUCGAGCACACCAACGGUCGCCUGCUACACCACGAGUUAAUGCUAAUUCCUUUGGCAAAUGUACUGGAGCAAGUUGCCUAUGCCUGCCCGCCCGUGGUGGUGCCGAUGGUGGAGCCGGCGCCGACGCACCUGCUCGUGCGCGUGGCCUCCCCGCACUGGCUGGCUGCAACAGCCUCCGCCUCGGUGUGCCUGCUGAACACGCUGCUGCCGCCAGUGGCGGCACCACUGCGCGAGGUGGAUCAGCGUCCGCCUUCGCAGGACGCGAACAUUACGUCUGUGGCGGAGCGCCUCGCUCCGUUUCAGCUCCACACUCUCGGCGAGACGCUCUUCCCCUUCCAGGACUUCACGGCGCUGCAGUCAGACCUAAUCGACCCCAUCUUUCUGGACCACCCACACAACCUCCUCGUUGGUGUCCCGCCGGGUGGUGGCAAGACAGCCAUCGCGGAGCUCUUCGUGCUGCAGUUUUUGCUUGAAGAGGCGCUGAAGGAGACAGAGCGGACAGCGAAGACGCACCAGCAGGAGGAAGAGGAGAGGCCCGCCACCCGCUCAAAGCUGCUGCUACCCGGAAAGCUUCUCUACCUCACCAGUAACCCUGACGUUGUGCACCGCCGUGCGCUGAACUGGCGCUACAAGUUUGGUGAGGUGUUGAAGCAGCGUGUCGUGGAGCUCGCUGGCAGCUGGGGUGGCGACACGGAGAACGAUGGGGCUGAGGAGAUAAGCAACGCUGCUGAGGUGACCUCGGCCGCCAUCGUGCUUGCCACCGGUGCGAACCUUAUUCGCCUUGUGCGUCGUGGUGACCCGGUGCUGGCUGGCGUGACGCACAUCAUCGUUGACCACCUGCACCUCCUGCGGGCCCCCGAGGGGCAGGCGAUGGAGGAGUGCAUGGCUCGACUUAACAGCGAGCCGUUCCUCGUGCGGUGCGGUGCGGGUCGCGCGCGUGUUCUGGGGCUGACCUACCCGCUGAUCAGCAUGGCGGAGCUUGGCCGUUGGCUGAAGGUGUCAGUGAACCACCAGUACAACUACGGUGCCUCCUACCGGCAGCUGCGAGUGCGCAUGGCUGGGAUGGAGCUGCCCGGACCCCGAAGUCGCUACGAAAGCGGCGUUAUAGCGGCUCUGAAGUUGCUGCGCCGUCCCUCGUACGCUGCAGCUCCAACGGUGAUCUUCGUCCCCACAGCACGUCAGGCGCGAGAGGUGGCGCAGCGCAUAUUGUUGCGGUGCCGCGACAACUACAUCCCUGAAACAACCGAGCACGCCACCGACGACGCGCGACUCGCCGUGUUUCUGGCGGCUGGCGUCGCCUACAUGCACAAAGGCACCAGCGAACUUGACGCACUCGCGAUACAGGAGCUCGUUGACGCACCAGCUGUCUACCCCACUACGCAGGCGCUGCUGCCGCUGCGUCUCGUCUGUACAUUCGACGCGGCCUGGCGAUUGCCGGCGGCUCUCUUCACGAACGCAAUCGUGUGCUGCGGGGAGCGACUGACCGCCUUCGAGAGAGAGGACGGCGAGCGUGGCAUGCGCUAUCAAGACUGCUCCGCUGCUGAGCUGAUGCAAAUGGCGUCACGUGCCAUGAACGAGGCAGUGCUGUGCGUUCGCACGCCACGGGUGUGGGUGUGGGGUAAGCUGCUCAACGAGCCGCUGCCGCUGGAGUCGAGCCUUCGGUACGCGGAUGAUUUUCGUGACACAGUGAACACGGCGAUUGCGCAGGGGCGGGCGCACAACCGCGUUGACGUGCUACGUGUGCUGUCCUCGCACUACUUCCUUUACCAUGUCAAGUCGAACUUACACUUCUACGGUGUGCCCACGGCGGCCGAUGUAUCUCUGUACGCCUCCAGCUUUGCCUCGCACGUGGUGACCUCGUUGAAGGAGCUAAAGUGCAUCGAGGAGCUGCGAGUGCGACGGCACCAUGCGGACAGUGACGAUGAUGCGGGCGAGGAUGGAGGCAACAAGAGUAACGCAGAGUUCGAGGACACAGAGGAGGACGAGGAUCCGCACGCCCCUUUGCGACCUACGGCGCGCGGCAUGGCCCUUGCCCACCACUGCAUCGCGGUCAGUACCGCAGAGGAUCUCGUCCGUGUCCUGCCGGCCUCCCUCGAGGCUGAGAAGAAGGCUGCGCUCUACGACUCUACGACGUACCUUUGGCAGAUCCUGGCACACCACUGCGUGGAGCUCACGCCGGCUCACCUCGGCGACGCCGCGCGGGUGACGGAGGCGGCGGAGUACCGGGCGCUGCAUUCCAUUGCGCGUGCUUUACCCGAGUCCAUCGGUGUGCGGUACAUCGACUUGGACUUCGGAGCCGCAGGGACAAAGGUUUACCUGCUCGUGCUGGCGUACUGCAGUCGGCUCUUCCCUGCCACUUACUUCCACCCUGCCGGCACCACUUCGUCAAUCGAGGUGGAUACCGUAGCAGCGGCCGCCUUCGACACGCACUUUGGCCACAGUCUCUAUCACGCCGCCGUGCCGGCCGCGACGCGUGACGCGCUCUGCAACGCCGUGCCAGAUGACAUCGCCCAGCGCCUCGUGCAAGAUGCACGCUUCCUUCUCCCUGCAGUGCGCCGUGUCGUGACUGCGGUGGUGGAGCUGCUGGACGGCGACGCACAGGAGUGGGCGGUGGCCCGCCUGAUUCGAUUCGGUGCGUGCCUGCAGCAGCAGGGGUGGGACGGCGAGGCGCCGGUGACGCAGCUGCCGUGCUGGCGCGCGUUGAGAUGGUCGUCCUUUGCUGCUCGACAGGUCAUUCAAAGCAGCUGCACGCUGCAGGAGCUACAGACGAACCCAACGGGAGCUGCAUCAAAGCUGGAGCCCGCUCUGCGCGGUGUCGUGACGACUGACGACGCUGCGGUCGUGGUGCAGCACGUGCUUGCCUCUGCAGUGCAGGACGCUGCGGGAGUGCCGCAGGUGGUGUCAAUCAGUGCCAAGGGGCGCGUCGAAGAGGUGGAUGGCGUGCUAGCCAUGGUGGUACGUGUCACUGCGCAGCUCCGCUGGAAGGCGCCGACGAUGCUGAGGCUAGCUGAGGGCAGCGGCGGCGUUGAUUGCACACCACAAGGCGGCAUCGUCGGGAUCGCAGACGAUGUCGCACCGACGUCGAAGUGGUGGGUGCGGUGCAUCGUCUCGAAUCGGUCGUUAGCGGCUUCACGAGCUGGAGCGUCAGCGGGAACUCGGCAGCUGGCCCUGCGAGUUAGUGUGGCCCGGAACGUCAUGGACGCAGAGGCGACUUCGAAGUAUGAAGUCUCCUCAGACGUCUUGUUCUCAUUAGCGCGACUGGAGGCGGAGGACUUGGACACUGUGGAGAUGCGCGCUGUUGUGACGAGCAUGGCUUACUGUGGCAUCGAAGCCACGACUGCAGUGCGGUUCGACGUGGACGAGGACGAGAAUGGAGAGGACAAGUGA